Molecule: messenger RNA, 3356 nt
Organism: Amphiprion ocellaris (clown anemonefish)
Lineage: Eukaryota; Metazoa; Chordata; Actinopteri; Pomacentridae
Gene: med24
Product: mediator complex subunit 24
Exons: 26
Coding region: 134-3103 (989 amino acids)
Cellular component (GO): mediator complex
Molecular function (GO): transcription coregulator activity
Source: RefSeq, a predicted model, not a curated record
GAAUACUCUGAUGUCGGGAGAUUAACCAAUGAGCGUUGACGUCUUUAUUGUAAAAAUGUUACCCGAUUCAUUGUGAGGCAGAGUACCUGUAAAUAAAUAUCGUUUACGCUUCGAAAAUCUAAAAAAAGUAAGGAUGAAGGUGGUCAAUUUGAAACAAGCCAUUCUGCAGGCAUGGAAGGAGCGUUGGAGUGACUACCAGUGGGCUAUCAAUAUCAAGAAAAACUUUCCAAAGGGAGCAACAUGGGACUACCUCAACCUUGCAGAGGCCCUGAUGGAGCAGGCAAUGAUUGGUCCCUCUCCCAACCCACUCAUUCUGUCUUACCUCAAAUACGCCAUAAGUUCUCAGAUGGUGUCUUAUUCCAGUGUGCUCACAGCUAUCAGCAAGUUUGAAGAUUUUUCUCGGGAGCUGUGUGUCAAGUCAUUGUUGGAGAUAAUGGACAUGUUCUGCCAUCGACUCAGCUGUCACGGGAAAGUGGAGGAAUGCAUCGGGUUGUGUCGUGCUCUGUUGGGAGUGGUAGUGUGGCUGCUGCAGGGCUGUGCGUGGUACUGUGAGAGGCUGAGAGAACUGGGUCCUUCAGCCAGCACGGAGGCCAGUCUGAGAGACUGCCAGGAAAGACUACACAGUCUAAUUAAAAGCACCAAGAACAGAGCUCUUGUCCAUAUUGCACGACUGGAGGAACAAGGUUCCUGGAGCAACGUAGAACAAGCAGUGCUUAAAGUGACAGAUGCCCUCAGCAGUGUGCCUAACCAGACGAUGAGGACUAAAUUAGAGGAGAGCUUGUCACUAGUGAAAAGUAUUCCUCUGUUGCUGUCUGUGCAGUGUGACCCUCCAGUCCGUGCCUCCUUCCCAUCAGUUCAUGCCUUCAUAAUGCUGGAAGGCACAAUGAAUUUGACCGGGGAGACACAACCACUAGUCGAGCAGCUAAUGAUGAUCAAGAGAAUGCAGCGAAUUCCUGCUCCUCUUUUUGUCCUGGAGAUAUGGAAGGCUUGCUUCACUGGCCUCAUUGAGUCACCAGAGGGCACAGAGGAGCUUAAAUGGACUGCCUUCACUUUCCUCAAGAUCCCACAAGUUCUACUCCGACUGAAGAAAUAUCCUCAGGGUGACAAAGGACAGGAUUUCAUGGAGGAUGUGAAUGUUGCAUUUCAUUACCUACUUAAGCUUACACCACUGCUGGACAAAGCAGAUCAGAGAUGCAACUGUGACUGCCUGGGAAUGCUCCUGCAGGAGUGUAAUAAGCUCGGUUUGCUCUCAGAUAUAAACACAACCAGCCUUACUUCAAAACGGACCGAGGACAGGGAGUUUGCCCCAAGGCUAAAGACUGCAGAAAAUGCUAACAUCCAGCCGAACCCUGGCCUCAUCCUGAGAGCUGAGCCCACGGUCACCAAUAUUCUCAAGACAGUAGAUGCAGACCAUUCAAAGUCCCCUGAGGGCCUUCUUGGGGUCCUUGGCCACAUGCUGUCUGGGAAGAGCCUGGAUCUGCUCCUAGCAGCAGCAGCAGCGACUGGGAAACUCAAAUCUUUUGCCCGAAAGUUCAUCAAGCUGAAUGAGUUUCCCAAGCACAUCAGUGGUGAAGGAUCCAAGUCUGCAUCUGUGCGAGCCCUGCUCUUUGACAUCUCCUUUCUCAUGCUCUGCCAUGUGGUGCAAACUUAUGGUUCUGAGGUGAUUUUGUCAGACCCCAGUCCUUCUGGAGAGACGCCCUUCUUUGAAACAUGGUUGCAGACAUGUAUGCCUGAAGAGGGCAAAACUCUGAAUCCAGACCACCCCUGCUUCAGACCUGAGCCUGGAAAAGUGGAGAGCCUGGUGACCCUUCUGAACAACUCCCCAGAGAUGAAACUAGUUCAGGUGAAAUGGCAUGAAAUCUGCCUCAGCACUCCAGCGGCCAUAUUGGAAGUUCUGAAUGCGUGGGAAAAUGGCGUUCUUUCUGUGGAAGCAGUGCAGAAGAUCACUGACAACAUCAAGGGGAAGGUUUGCAGUAUGGCCAUUUGUGCAGUGGCCUGGCUGGUGGCCCACGUCAGGAUGCUGGGACGGGAUGAGAGGGAGAAGCCCCAGACCAUGAUCCGACAGCUUGUAACCCCUCUGUAUGGGGAGAACACACUGCAGUUUUACAAUGAACGUGUGAUCAUUAUGAGUUCCAUCAUGGAGCACAUGUGCGCCGACGUCUUCCAACAAACAGCCGCUACUCUGCGUCCUCCAGUGGAGGGCCAGGAGCCGAUCCCCUACCGCAACCUUCUGCCAGCCAAAGAACCCAUCCACAAGGCCCUCAGCACGCAGUUCCAGGCGGUGCUACGUAAAGGCUGGGUGGACAGCCGAGCUCUGCACCUGUUCGAGAGUCUUCUCAACAUGGGAGGGGUCUUCUGGUUCACUAACAAUCUAGUCAAGGAACUGCUGAAGGAGACGCGUCAGGAGUGGGCCAAUCGGGUGGUGGAGUUGCUCUACAGCAUCUUCUGCUUGGACACUCAGCAGAUUACGCUCACGCUGCUGGGUACCAUCCUGCCCAACCUGCUCACCGACUCCGCCCACUGGCAGAGCCUAGCAGACCCACCUGGAAAGGCGUUGGCAAAGUUGUCUGUGUGGUGUGCACUCAGUUCUUACUCUUCCCACCACAAAGGAUCUUUCUCAGCUCGUCAACGAAAAAGGCAGAGGGAAGAUAUUGAGGACUACAACAGCCUCUUUCCUUUGGAUGACACUCAACCAUCUAAACUCAUGCGGCUGCUCAGCUCCAAUGAGGACGAGCCUGCAGCUCUUUCCAGUCCAGGAGAUCGAUCUAUGAGCAGUUCACUGUCUGCUUCUCAGCUCCACACUGUCAACAUGAGGGACCCUCUGAACCGAGUCUUGGCCAACCUUUUCCUCCUCAUUUCCUCCAUCCUGGGUUCCAAAAUGGCAGGACCCCACACACAGUUUGUGCAGAGUUUUAUGGAGGAAUGCGUUGAUUGCCUGGAGCAGGGAAGUCGUGGGAGCAUCCUGCAGUUCAUGCCCUUUACAAUGGUUUCUGAGCUGGUGAAGCUGCCUGCUCUGGCCAAACCUAAAGUCGUCCUGGCUAUCACUGACCUGACUCUGCCGCUGGGGAGGAGAGUAGCUGCCAAAGCCAUCUCUGCUCUGUAAGCUCUGGGUUUAAAUUUACCAAAGUACCAAAUUGACAGAGUGAUCCUCUGUUGGCAGGAGAAAUACAGGCCAGUGGUAAAAACAAAACAGGAGCCCUGUAUGCAGCUGGAUUAUCGAUUUAAUACAGUGGUCUCGUUUGAAUAUGUUAAUAUUAAUGUUUCUGUAAACUGUUUUGCUAUCAUUUUUAUGAUCCCUUUUCACACUUCAAGAAUUGUGUAAAUAAGUUUUAGAAUAAAAGAAAACGCAUAAUGUA